Striga hermonthica is the source of this 3420-nucleotide messenger RNA. NCBI's taxonomy places the organism in Eukaryota, Viridiplantae, Streptophyta, Magnoliopsida, Lamiales, Orobanchaceae. The record is from the annotation of a GenBank genome assembly.
AUGAGUGUUUGUUCUUUUCUCGCAAAAUGGCACCGUCUCCACAAGCCGCUGAAGCUCUUGAUUUUUCUGUUGGCCUUGCUUUCAGCUCUCAGCGACGUCCUCGGGGGCUCCGAUUCGGAUAAAUCCGCCCUUCUCGAGUUCAAGGAUUCAAUUUCCGACAGUUCUGGUGUCCUGAGCAGCUGGAGUAGAGGAAACCCGGAUUACUGCUCGUGGAACGGCGUACUUUGCAGUUCGGCCUCUCGGGUCGUCGCCCUGAAUCUCACCGGUGGAGGUAAUUCCUUAUCUUGUGCUCGAAUUGCUCAAUUUCCGCUUUGUGGGUUUGGGAUUAGGCGGCCUUGUGCCGGCAGCAAUAGUGAAGUCAAACUCUCCGGUAAGCUCUCCGCUGCUGUUUCUAAGCUCAGUGAACUUAGAAUCUUAUCAUUGCCUUUCAAUGAAUUGACUGGGGAGAUUCCUGUCGAAAUUUGGGGGAUGGAAAAGCUUGAGGUUCUUGAUCUAGAAGGGAAUUUUAUUUCGGGCUCCCUGCCGUUGACUUUUAGCGGGUUGAAGAGUUUGAAGGUUCUUAAUUUGGGAUUCAAUGAGAUCUCAGGGGAGAUUCCUAGUUCAUUGUCAAAUUGUGUGGGCCUUCAAGUUCUGGCUUUAGCAGGGAAUCAGUUAAACGGGUCUAUUCCCGGCUUUGUUGGUGGUUUUGGAGAUCUGGGCGGGCUUUACUUGUCGUUUAACCUACUCAGUGGAUCUAUUCCGGAUGAAAUUGGAGGCAACUGUGGGAAGCUUGAGCAUUUGGAGUUGUCCGGUAAUUAUUUGACUGGUGGAAUUACUAAAAUGCUCGGGAACUGUAGAAGUCUGAAAACCCUUCUGCUUUACUCCAAUAUGUUGGGGGGUUCUGUCCCGGGUGAACUUGGCAACCUGAGUCAGCUUGAAGUUCUCGAUAUUUCGAGGAAUAAUUUCGGCGGCACCAUACCAUCUGAACUUGGUAACUGCACAAAAUUAUCUGUCCUUGUGUUGUCCAACUUAUGGGACCCACUUCGAAAUGUCCCGAGCCUGGGGGAGUUGCCUUUCACCCCCAAUGAGUACAACUUCUAUGAAGGCACAAUUCCGAGCGAAAUCACUAGCCUACCAAGCCUGAGAAUGCUGUGGGGUCCACGAGCGACUCUCGGGGGACACAUUCCUGCCGGCUGGGGUUCCUGCAAGAGCCUGGAGAUGUUAAAUCUGGCAGAGAACUAUUACACGGGAGAAAUUCUUGAGUGGUUCAGCAGGUGCAGGAAUCUUCACUUUCUUGAUUUGAGUUCGAACAGGCUUAGUGGGGGCAUAGACCACCGAAUUCCUGUACCAUGUAUGGGUCUCUUUGAUAUCAGCGGGAAUUAUUUUUCUGGUUCGAUACCUGAAUUUAUUUACGGAUCAUGUGCUCCUCGAACUUGGACGGUGUAUGGGCAUGCGUUGUGGCCUUAUGAUCCUUCUGCUGUGUACAUAUCACAUUUUGGAUACAGAAAUCAGAUUGACUACUCUUUGCCACUUACUGAAAAUAGUGGAAGUUUCCUGGUAUUACACAAUUUUGGUUCUAAUAAGCUCACCGGGCCCUUGCCGUCGAUGCCCAUUGCGCCAGAACGACUGGGGAAGCAAACUGUUUAUGCAUUUCUUGCUGGCAAAAACAAGCUUACUGGAAAUUUUCCUGGGCCUUUUUUUGACAAGUGUAACCAAACGGGGGGCGUAAUGGUCAACUUCAGUCACAACGAACUAUCUGGUCAAUUUCCAGCUGAUAUGGAAACCAUGUGUGAGCCGCUGAUCCUCCUAGAUGCUUCCAGCAAUCAAAUUUAUGGAACACUCCCCCCUACCGUUGGCAGCUUAAAUUCACUUCUCGUUCUCAAUCUGAGCUGGAAUUCCUUGCAUGGCUUAAUCCCGAGCAACCUCGGCCAGAUGAAGAACAUGAGACGCCUCUCCCUGGCUGGAAACAACCUGCAUGGUCCAAUGCCUGCAAGCUUGGUCCAGCUGAACAAUCUGGAAGUUCUGGAACUCUCAUCAAACUCGCUUUCUGGUGAAAUUCCCAGAAACAUAUCGUCCCUGACCAAGCUGAACAUCCUUUUGCUGAAUAACAACAAGCUAACGGGGAAGCUACCCACCAUCUCCACCCUCUCUUCAAUCGACGUCUCCUUCAACAAUCUAUCUGGGACCCUGCCCCUUCUCCUGAAUGAUACCGGCAAUGACAACAGGAUCAAAUGCAACAGCUUUCUCGGGAACCCAUUGCUCCACUGUCCAUCAACCUCCCUAUCCUCGUCGCGCGCCGAUCAGCAACCGUGGGCCCCGCAGGCUGAUGCCGCCGCCUACUCCUUGCCGGCUCCUUCACAGCGUGGAAGACCGAAAGCCGGCAACCUGAAUUCAAUCGAGAUUGCAUCCAUUACCUCAGCCGCAGCCAUUCUUUCCGUCCUCGUUGCCCUCAUCAUCCUCUUCCUCUACACCCGCAGGCGGAGCCCUGUGCCGGGCCGAGGCAGCAGCAGGCCCAACAAGAGAGAGCUGAUCGUGUUCUCGAGUGUGGGCGCCACGCUGAGCUAUGAGGGCGUCGUUCGGGCUACAGGCGGCUUCAAUACGAGCAACUGCAUCGGCAGCGGCGGGUUCGGGGCCACGUACAAAGCAGAGGUCGCCCCCGGCGUGCUCGUGGCUGUGAAGCGCCUCGCACUCGGCCGCUUCCAAGGCGCACAGCAGUUUGACGCGGAGAUCCGGACCCUUGGCCGCCUCCGCCACCCAAACCUUGUCACCCUCGUGGGGUACCAUGCAAGCGAGUCCGAGAUGUUCCUCGUCUACAACUACCUGCCGGGGGGCAAUUUGGAGAAAUUCAUUCAGGAGCGGCUGGGUCGGGCCGUGGAGUGGCGGGUUCUGCAUCGGAUUGCACUGGACGUGGCGCGGGCCCUCGCUUACCUGCACGACGAGUGCGUCCCGCGCGUGCUGCACCGGGACGUGAAGCCGAGCAACAUACUUCUGGACGAGGAGUGCAAUGCAUAUCUGUCGGAUUUUGGGCUGGCGAGGCUGCUGGGGACAUCGGAGACGCACGCGACCACGGGGGUGGCGGGUACGUUCGGGUACGUGGCGCCCGAGUACGCGAUGACGUGUCGGGUGUCGGACAAGGCGGACGUGUACAGCUAUGGGGUCGUGCUGCUUGAGCUGCUAUCUGACAAGAAGGCGCUCGACCCGUCUUUUUCCACGUAUGGGAAUGGGUUUAAUAUUGUGGGGUGGGCGUGCAUGCUGCUGAGGCAAGGGAGGGCGAGGGAGUUCUUCACGGCCGGGCUGUGGGAAGUGGGCCCGCACGAUGACCUGGUGGAGGUGCUGCACCUGGCUGUGGUGUGCACGGUUGACUCGCUCUCGACAAGGCCUACUAUGAAGCAGGUGGUGAGGCGGCUGAAGCAGCUCCAGCCGAGUGAUGGGCGCAGGUAA